ACGUGGUUUAAGCGCCGUCGUUUCUGAAUACCGGUCCCAGUCCCACAUUUUCAUACAUUACGUGGCAAGGAUUUAUGUAUCUAAGCCAAACGCACAAGCGAGCAGGGGGAAUCGCAGACGAAAUGGCGACCAUCGUUGCAGGGGUGCCGUGGAUGAGAAUCAAAGUGUUUCCUGAACUCGCCCCUCCCUUUCUUUUUCGUCGCCAUUUUCGUCGAAAUUUCUCCGUGCGCGCAUCACUGGACAGUGAUUUACCGGUCAGAGUGCGUUUCGCUCCUUCGCCAACCGGAAACCUCCACGUCGGCGGUGCCCGAACUGCUCUUUUCAAUUACUUGUUCGCUAGAUCGAAGGGAGGAAAAUUUGUGCUGAGAAUCGAGGAUACAGACUUGGAGAGGUCAACGCGGGAAUCAGAGGAGGCUGUGCUUCGAGAUUUAGCUUGGCUUGGUCUUGACUGGGAUGAAGGCCCUGGUGUGGGUGGGGACUAUGGUCCUUAUCGACAAUCCGAAAGGAAUUCUAUGUACAAGCAAUAUGCUGAGAAACUCUUAGAAUCUGGUCAUGUUUAUCGUUGUUUUUGUUCCAAUGAGGAACUUGAAAAAAUGAAGGAGAUUGCAGAGCUAAAGAAACUUCCUCCUGUAUACACUGGGAAGUGGGCCACUGCAACAGAUGAAGAAGUACAAGAAGAGCUAGCUAAGGGAAUCCCUUAUACAUAUCGAUUUCGUGUUCCAAAGGAAGGGAGCUUGAAAAUUAAUGACCUUAUUCGAGGCGAAGUUAGCUGGAAAUUGGAAACACUUGGAGAUUUUGUUAUAAUGAGGAGCAACGGCCAACCUGUAUACAACUUUUGUGUUACAGUUGAUGAUGCUACCAUGGCUAUUUCACAUGUCAUAAGAGCUGAAGAGCAUUUACCUAAUACUCUAAGGCAAGCCUUAAUAUACAAGGCUCUUGAAUUCCCAAUGCCUUUCUUUGCCCAUGUUUCUUUGAUUCUUGCGCCUGAUAGAAGUAAACUGUCAAAACGCCAUGGUGCAACUUCAGUUGGUCAGUUCAGAGAGAUGGGGUAUCUACCUCAGGCGAUGGUGAAUUACUUGGCACUUUUAGGUUGGGGUGAUGGAACUGAAAAUGAGUUUUUCACAAUUGAGCAACUUGUUGAAAAGUUCUCGAUUGGUCGUGUUAACAAAAGUGGUGCCAUUUUCGACUCUACUAAGUUAAGGUGGAUGAAUGGUCAGCACUUAAGAGCACUUCCGUUUGAAGAGUUGAGCAAGCUUAUUGGUGAGCGCUGGAAGAGUACUGGUCUUCUCACAGAGUCAGAGGGGCCAUUUAUAGAUGAGGCAGUUCAGUUGCUUAAGGAUGGUAUUGACUUGGUAACAGAUUCAGAUACAGCACUCUCAAACUUGCUGUCUUAUCCUUUGCGUGUGACCUUGUCAAGCCCUGAAGGUAAACCUAUUGUAGAGGACAAGAUUCCUGAUGUUUCUGCCAGUCUCUUAGCUGCCUAUGAUAGUGGUGAACUCCUUGGUGCGUUGGAAGAAGGUCAUGCUGGCUGGCAGAAGUGGGUAAAGGGCUUUGGCAAAACUCUGAAGCGCAAGGGGAAAUCACUUUUCAUGCCCCUGAGGUUGUUAUUAACAGGAAAGCUCCAUGGCCCUGAAAUGGGUUCCAGUGUAAUCCUAAUCUAUAAAGCUGGAAACCAUGGUGUUGUUGCUCAUCAGGCUGGGUUUGUGACAUUGAGAGAGAGGUUUGAAACAUUGAGACAAAUUGACUGGGAAGCACUUAACCAGGAUCAGCCUGCUUUGGAGUCUUCGGCUACCAUAUCAAAUUAAAAAUGGAAGUUUUGUUCAAGUUUUUGCAAUUUGAUGAGAUGAUGUAGUUCAAUAUUCUAAAGGUUUGACGCUUAUGAAUAUGAUAAGCAUUUAGGUACUGUUAACUUGAAUAUUUUUGGAAGUCAUUCAUGUGGAAAUAAUUUUACUUCACUGUGAAAUGUUUCUACCUAUGCUGCCAGAAGAGUCGCAUGUCAAUCAUAGGGGGAAUGAUCUGUUAAAAAGCGUCUGUAAUAGAUUUAGCUUUUGAGCUUAACAUUUGAAAAGCAGUGUUGACGGCUUUGAAAUUCAUGAAAUGCGUGUUCCUAAUCAUCAGAGUAAAUUUAAUUCAGCUAUUUAGGCAGUGCUGUUUUACUCAAGCGUACAAUUUUGAACGUUUUACAAAGAAAAUUCGAGAGUGCUAGAAAUUUAUUUAGACUUCCCUUCCCUAUUAUAUUUGCCUUCUACAAGUCAAGAAGAAUGGCAUUUGAGGCUCUUGAGCUUAUUCAAUGCCAAGAAAUAAGAAUUUUAACAACGAAACUUUGGGACAAUAAAACC
Durio zibethinus is the source of this 2339-nucleotide messenger RNA. It is a transcript of the gene ERS, whose product is annotated as glutamate tRNA synthetase. Gene Ontology annotation, cellular component: mitochondrion. Gene Ontology annotation, biological process: glutamyl-tRNA aminoacylation. Gene Ontology annotation, molecular function: ATP binding; tRNA binding; zinc ion binding. Lineage: Eukaryota; Viridiplantae; Streptophyta; Magnoliopsida; Malvales; Malvaceae. The record is from RefSeq and is a predicted model, not a curated record.